AUGGCAAUCUCCAAGUGCUUUUUAGCUUGUCUCAUUUCUUCUUUCCUCUUUAUUUCCAUGAUUCAAGCACAUGCAAAGAUCAUCAAUACUAAUGGGAUUGGAGAGCAUGCUCUUGGUGAUUUCAAAAUAGAUUGUGGAGCGGAAUGUUCUAGAAGGUGUGCUCUAUCAUCAAGGCCAAACUUAUGCCACAGAGCUUGCGGCACGUGCUGUGCUAGGUGCAACUGCGUGCCACCUGGCACUGCCGGCAACGACGAGGUCUGCCCCUGCUGGGCCAACCAGACUACUCACGGCGGCAGAAAAAAGUGCCCUUGA
Erythranthe guttata (spotted monkey flower) is the source of this 312-nucleotide messenger RNA. Its product is annotated as snakin-2. NCBI's taxonomy places the organism in Eukaryota, Viridiplantae, Streptophyta, Magnoliopsida, Lamiales, Phrymaceae. The record is from RefSeq and is a predicted model, not a curated record.